ACAUGGAACAGUGGAUGACCAUGGAGCAUCUGACUCAGAUACUUGAGGGAAAAGCUCCUUCUUCUCAGGAACCUAGCUUUUCUCAAGAGGGGAACCCAGAAGAGGAGCAAAUGACAAUUCUUUUUCUCAAAACCAGAUCCCAGGAAUCAGUGGCCUUCAAGGAUGUAGCUGUGGACUUCACCCAGGAGGAGUGGGGACAACUGGAUCCUGCUCAGAGGGACUUGUACAGGGAUGUGAUGCUGGAGAAUUAUGGGAACCUGGUCUCACUUGAAUGUGGAAAAGCCUUCCGUUAUCACUCAGAACUUACUCGACAUAGGAGAACUCAUACUGGAGAGAAGCCCUAUGAAUGUAAUGAGUGUGGGAGAGGCUUCAGUCAGAGCUCAUCUCUUACUCUACAUCUGAGAUUUCACACUGGAGAGAAACCCCAUAAAUGUAAUGAAUGUGGGAAAGCAUUCAGGCACACCUCAUCCCUUGUCAAACAUCAGAGAAGUCACACAGGAGAGAAACCUUAUGAAUGCAAUGAAUGUGGGAAGGCCUUCAGCCGGAGUACACACCUUACUGAACAUCAGAGAAUCCAUACAGGGGAAAAACCUUAUAAAUGUAAUGAAUGUGGAAAAACCUUCAGCCGAAGUACACACCUCACUGAACACCAGACAAUUCAUACUAGAGAGAAGCCCUAUAAGUGUAAUGAAUGUGGGCAGGCCUUCAGUCAUACCUCCUCCCUUGUUAAACAUCAGAGAAUUCAUACUGGUGAAAAACCCUAUGAAUGUAAUGAAUGUGGGAAAGCCUUUAGCCGAAGAACACAUCUUACUCAACACCAAACAAUUCAUACUGGGGAAAAACCCUAUGAAUGUAAUGAAUGUGGAAAAGCCUUCAGUCACAUAUUGUUCCUUACAAAACAUCGGAAAAUUCAUACUGAAGAGAAGCCCUAUGAAUGUGAUGAGUGUGGGAAAGCCUUCAGUCAUACAUCAUCCCUUAUUAAGCAUCAGAGAACUCAUACUGGAGAGAAACCCUAUAAAUGUAAUGAAUGUGGGAAAGCAUUUAGCCACACUUCAUCCCUCAAUAAACAUCAGAGAACUCAUACUGGAGAAAAACCCUAUGAAUGUAAUGAGUGUGGGAAAGCCUUCAGCCAGAGCUCAUCUCUUGCACUACACCAGAGUUGUCAUACUGGAGAGAGACCUUAUUCAUGCAGUGAAUGUGGGAAAGCCUUCAGUCAUACUGCAUCCCUUAUUAAGCAUCAGAGAACUCAUACUGGAGAAAAACCCUAUGAAUGUAAUCAGUGUGGGAAAGCCUUCAGCCAGAGCUCAUCCCUUAUUAAACACCAGAGGACUCAUACUGGGGAGAAACCAUAUGGAUGUAAUGAAUGUGGAAAGGCCUUCAGCCAGAGCUCAUCCCUUUUUAAACAUCAAAGGACUCAUAGAAUCAUAAAAUACUAGUGUUGGAAGGACCCAACUCCCUUCUUCAAGGUCACCCAGCUGAUAAAAUGGCAGAGCUAGGACUAAAAGCUAGGUUUCAUUCCUCCCAGUCCUUUGUUCUUUCCAUUAUCCUACACUGCCUCUACCUUAUAAUGUAUGGAAAUGUCAUGAAUUAAAAUAUAUGGUAGAAACAACUCAAGUUUAUAUAGCAUUUAAAGUUUGCAG
This is a messenger RNA of Gracilinanus agilis (Agile Gracile Mouse Opossum), 1640 nucleotides long. RefSeq names its product zinc finger protein 883-like. The coding region runs from base 3 to 1436 and encodes 477 amino acids. Gene Ontology annotation, molecular function: DNA-binding transcription repressor activity, RNA polymerase II-specific. The record is from RefSeq and is a predicted model, not a curated record. The transcript is spliced from 4 exons. Gene Ontology annotation, biological process: negative regulation of transcription by RNA polymerase II. NCBI's taxonomy places the organism in Eukaryota, Metazoa, Chordata, Mammalia, Didelphimorphia, Didelphidae.